Osmerus eperlanus (European smelt) is the source of this 2004-nucleotide messenger RNA. RefSeq lists its product as uncharacterized. The coding region runs from base 211 to 1035 and encodes 274 amino acids. NCBI's taxonomy places the organism in Eukaryota, Metazoa, Chordata, Actinopteri, Osmeriformes, Osmeridae. Gene Ontology annotation, cellular component: nucleus. The record is from RefSeq and is a predicted model, not a curated record. The transcript has 10 exons.
AAAGUAGAAUUAAGACAUCCGGGAUAAAUGACUCAGCUGAGCUCAAUGAAGCCAAAACAUGUGCGUCCAGGCUUAAUUGGUUGCACAAAGACCAAGCCAGGAUGAGCAGACACGGAUUCAUUAAGCCAGGUGAAACCAAUCCUGGAUAGGUGCGCGCUCACGGCUCACUCAAAUAGACCCCGCCACAGAUCACAGAUUAACUGAUUUACCAUGGCAACUAGAGCCGCGUACUUUUCCCCGUCGGAAGCACAAAUCCUCAUGGAGGCAUACGAGGAGGUAAAAGAUAUAAUUAAGAAGAAAGGCAACACCGCCACAGUGAUAAAGCAAAGAGAAAAAGCGUGGCAAAGUAUUGCAGACCGCCUGAAUGCAUUAAACAUGAACGGGCCAAAACGGACAUGGCAGCAGGUCAAAAUCAAAUACAAGAACAUUCUGCAGAAUGCAGUGAAAAAGAAUACCCACAGACAAGGCACGGGUGGUGGGUCACCAAAGGCUGACCUUACCCCAGCAGAGGACAUGGCCUUGGAGCUAAAUAAAGGCAGGCCCGUCUUAGAGGGGAUCCCUGGGGGGAAAGAGACGAGCAUAGGUUCCUCCCAAGAUGCCACCCGCUUCAUUCAAGUGUCUGGCAGCACUGUGUUCCUGUUAGAGCCACCAGCACAAGCACCAGACGAUGCUGAUCCAGGUGAAGGCCCCAGUGCAGCAGCAACAGCACAUGAUGGAGACGAUGAUGAGGAGGAGACCAUCUCUCUGGAUUCCAGAAGGCAUGAGGACCCAGAUGCUAUACAGUGGGAAAACCAGCCUGGCAACAUAAGCUCACAAGCUAUCAGAAAGUUGUAUGGCAACCACCUCCGGCGCCAAAUAGAACUGGCAGACAUAGACAUUCAGUACAAGAAGAAAAAGAUGGAAAAUCUUGCACUGGAGUCCGAAAUAAAAAAGAGGACAAUUAGGAAACUGGACCUUGAAAUAAAAAAACUUGAGAGGGAGGUGAGAUAUGCCUUCAAUGUACACUGUAUGCUAACUGUAACACAAAUGUAUUAAUCAUUAUUUUUCUUUCCUCCCCCAGCUCCAAGAAGAUGACACAGCUGAAAAUAAAAAUUAGGUAUAUUCUCGUAAAGUCAAGUGAGCCAUGACAUAUGAGCUCUUAUUGUGAGCACACAGGACGGUGGCAUCUUUCUAAGGUUUUUUUUAUUUUCCCAGCAAUCAGUACAACCAAGUCAUCGUUAUAAGGCAUCGCCCUCUUUUGCCCACCCCCCCAGCACCAGGUGUGGCCACUAGCCUAUAUGAAGGCCCAAAAUUGUGUGUUCCUUUCUGCUCUGACAAUGGCAUGCCCAUUCGUGCGAGAUGUGGUGGAUGAAGAAGCACUUGUGCUGAGGAGAGCCUUCAGGCGAGAAAGGGUCUUCAGGGACCGGUUGGACCCACUGGCCUUCCCUGAUGACCAUCUAUAUGAAAGAUACAGGUUUUCUGCAGAUGGCAUCAGGUAUCUAUGCAGACUACUGGGUCCCAGGAUUAAGCACCGCACUGCACGGAGCCAUGCACUGAGUGUGGAGCAAAUGGUUUGUGUGGCCUUGCGCUUUUUUGCUAGUGGAGCCUUCCUGUACUCAGUGGGGGAUGCAGAACAGCUGAACAAGGCCACAAUUUGCCGCACAAUAAGGAGUGUGUGUCUGGCUAUCAAAGCAUUAGCAGAUGUCUUCAUCUCCUUCCCUGGCCACAGAAGACUCUGUGACAUCAAAGAGGAGUUCUAUAGGAUUGCAGGUUUCCCCAAUGUCAUUGGUGCAGUGGACUGCACACACAUAAGGAUAAAAGCCCCCUCAGGUGCCCAUGAGGCCGAUUUUGUGAAUAGGAAAUCCUUUCACAGCAUUAAUGUUCAGAUGGUCUGCAAUGCUGACUGUGUGAUCAGCAAUGUUGUGGCAAAAUGGCCUGGCUCAGUCCAUGACUCCAGAAUCUUUCGGGCCUCUGAAAUCUAUCAGUGCCUAUCACAAGGUGAAUUCUCUGGUGUGUUGCUGGGAG